Molecule: messenger RNA, 831 nt
Organism: Talaromyces stipitatus ATCC 10500
Lineage: Eukaryota; Fungi; Ascomycota; Eurotiomycetes; Eurotiales; Trichocomaceae
Exons: 2
Coding region: 1-831 (276 amino acids)
Source: RefSeq, a predicted model, not a curated record
AUGUUUCUCGACUCUAUUUUGCACGAAGACUUGGGCAGCCAACAUGAAAUUGCUUACAGCGACUUCAACCCCCAGAUUUUUGACUCCGCUUACGACAGCGGCACCCUUCCUCUGGAGAAUUUCAACAAGGGCACAUUGCACCUAGACCACCGAUUGUCGCCACAACUUGUAGAAUCUGGCCACCGGGUAUCCGAAUUCAAUCUCAAGUUAGCUAGACGCCUCCAGCAAUGCCAAUCAUUCUUCAGACGGAACGACGGCGGCUCCAAAGCGGCCAAUGCAACAGGGUCUGAACCGUCAAUGUUGGAUAAGGAUGACAUCAGGAACCCGGAAACAAACCUGUUUGGGCACACUCUGAGCGAUACUUCAGAAUUCUUUGCGAUUGUACGGGCUUACACAUCGGAUGAAUGUAAGAAGUUCUCUGAAACGGGAACCAGGAAUAAGGGCUGUCACGGUAUCAAAAAUAACAUUGGCACCAGCUCUGGUUCUCGACCCGGCCUGAUUCUCACUCUCAAUCUCAUUUCCGCAUACUUGCAAUUAGUACAGAUAUAUGAAGAGCUUUUCUCGUGUCUGAGCAGAAAGCUUUUCAGUGGUCACAAUGGAGAUGUCUUUGAUCUGCAGAUAUUUCCUCAAUUACAGCUUGCCGGGUUCUCAGUCCAGCAGGGAAAUCUGCAAAUAAAAAUCUUCAUUCAAGCAACCAUUCACCAGUUUGAGAUGAUCGAAAAAGCUCUUGGAUUACCUCCCGACCUCCGCGUCACCGACAAACAGGACGCAUACGUAGGACUCUUGGAGGACGAAACCGCUAAUGAAUUCAAAUGCCCUGAGGCCUUCUGA